Molecule: messenger RNA, 10771 nt
Organism: Hemicordylus capensis (graceful crag lizard)
Lineage: Eukaryota; Metazoa; Chordata; Lepidosauria; Squamata; Cordylidae
Gene: SLC6A5
Product: solute carrier family 6 member 5
Exons: 16
Coding region: 138-2522 (794 amino acids)
Biological process (GO): sodium ion transmembrane transport; glycine import across plasma membrane; synaptic transmission, glycinergic
Cellular component (GO): membrane
Molecular function (GO): glycine:sodium symporter activity
Source: RefSeq, a predicted model, not a curated record
CUAUGCACUGACGCAAACCCAGUCUUUCCCACGGAGGUAUAGAAAGCUUUGCUCUUGCCUGAGCAAACUCCAGUCUACUCAUUUUGCCUGCUCUGCUGUUUUUACCUCUGCCGGUUCCAUCUGAUGCUAUUUUAGAUAUGGAUUACGCCAGUCAAAAGGAGAUGAGCAAGCAGCUUGUCAACAGCCCUGAAACGGUUGCCACUGGGCCACUGGAAAGUGCAGGAAUGAUAAGAAACAGCCCUGAAAACGAGCAGCCGCAGAACCUACCUUUCCAAGUUCCAUCCCAGCUGGCCAAGGUCGCCACAGCUCUCUCCAAUGACAACAAAACUUUGCCAUCCGAAGAAGCCAAACCAAAUGAUUCCGAGAGGACCAAAGUUGGGAUCUGCAAACUCGCCCCUGUGCAAACCAACUCCACCUUCGGCAAAGACUCUAUAGAACCUUUUCCUCUCAAGAAUGCCCCCGGAGCAGGGAUCACAGAGCAAGCUAACGCUGCCCCUUGCAAAAUCUCCCCCUUGCAAAGCACCGACGGGGAAGCGAAUCAAAGUCUUGGUAAGAGCACACUGGAGCAAAACAAUGCCAAGGGCGGUUGGGUGACCAUGAGCCAGAGCACCGUGGUAUUGGGCACAGAUGGGAACACUUCUGUUCUGCCUGGCAGUGUCACUGAGGAUGACGAUGAAGGGGAUGAAAAUAAAGCCCGGGGAAACUGGUCUAGCAAGUUGGACUUCAUCCUCUCCAUGGUGGGUUAUGCAGUAGGGCUGGGCAAUGUCUGGAGGUUCCCGUACCUGGCCUUUAAGAAUGGGGGAGGUGCAUUUCUUAUCCCCUAUUUGACAAUGUUGGCUCUGGCUGGAGUUCCGAUCUUCUUCUUGGAAGUUUCUCUGGGGCAGUUUGCUAGUCAGGGGCCUGUGUCUGUCUGGAAAGCCAUCCCUGCCUUACAAGGCUGUGGUAUUGCUAUGCUGAUUAUAUCUGUCCUAAUAGCCAUAUAUUAUAAUAUUAUAUUGUGCUACACACUUUUCUACCUUUUUGCAUCCUUUGUACCUGUGUUACCUUGGGCUUCCUGUAACAAUCCAUGGAACACACCGGAUUGUAGAGAUAAAAACAAACUUUUGUUAGAUUCCUGCAUCAUUGGUGACCACCCCAAAUUACAGAUAAAGAACUCUACUUUCUGUAUGAGUGCCUAUCCAAACUUGACAAUGGUAAACUACACCAGCCAUGUCAACAAAACCUUUGUCAGUGGCAGUGAAGAGUACUUCAAGUACUUUGCAUUGAAGAUUUCUGCAGGAAUUGAAUAUCCUGGUGAAAUCAGGUGGCCUUUGGCACUGUCUCUUUUUCUGGCUUGGGCAAUUGUCUAUGCCUCCUUGGCUAAAGGAAUCAAGACAUCAGGAAAAGUGGUGUACUUUACUGCUACAUUCCCUUAUGUAGUGCUCAUCAUUUUGCUAAUCAGAGGAGUAACCCUGCCAGGAGCCGGAGCUGGUAUCUGGUACUUCAUCACACCUAAAUGGGAGAAACUAAUUGAUGCUAUGGUGUGGAAAGAUGCUGCCACUCAAAUAUUUUUCUCUUUAUCUGCUGCCUGGGGUGGCCUGAUCACUCUGUCUUCCUAUAACAAAUUCCACAAUAACCUGUACAGGGACACCUUGAUAGUAACUUGCACCAACAGUGCCACAAGCAUAUUUGCAGGCUUUGUCAUAUUUUCGGUUAUUGGCUUCAUGGCAAAUGAGCUAAAAGUAGACAUUGAAGAUGUUGCAGACCAAGGUCCUGGGAUUGCCUUUGUGGUAUAUCCUGAAGCCUUAACCAGGCUUCCCCUUUCACCGUUUUGGGCUAUAAUCUUCUUCCUGAUGCUUCUUACUCUAGGCUUGGACACCAUGUUUGCCACUAUUGAGACGAUAGUGACAUCAGUUUCUGAUGAAUUUCCAAAGUACUUACGUACUCACAAGCCUCUGUUCACUCUCGGAUGCUGUGUUUCCUUUUUCAUCAUGGGCUUUCCUAUGAUUACUCAGGGUGGGAUGUACAUGUUGCAGCUUGUGGAUACCUAUGCAGCAUCUUACUCUCUUGUUAUAAUAGCCAUCUUUGAACUGGUUGGAAUUUCAUACAUUUAUGGCUUGCAAAGAUUUUGUGAAGACAUAGAGAUGAUGAUUGGAUUCCAGCCAAGCAAAUUCUGGAGAAUCUGUUGGGCUUUUGUGACCCCAACUAUUUUAACAUUCAUCCUUUGCUUCAGCUUCUAUCAGUGGGAACCAAUGACGUAUGGCACCUACCACUACCCAGGCUGGUCCAUGAUACUAGGAUGGUUGAUGUUGGCUUGUUCUGUUAUCUGGAUUCCCAUUAUGUUUGUGAUAAAAAUGCAUAUAGCUCCUGGAAAAUUUAUUGAGAGGCUGAAGUUGGUCUGCUCUCCACAGCCAGAUUGGGGGCCAUUUUUGGCUAAGCACCGCGGUGAACGUUACCAGAAUAUGAUAGACCCACUGGGAACAUCCUCUCUUGGACUUAAACUGCCACCAAAAGAUUUCGAGCUGGGGACCCAAUCUUGCUAAUUCCCCUGUUUGUGGCCAUGUUGUACAGCCAUUCCUUUGAGCUUGCUUGCCCUCUUUCUUCCUUUCUUCAUUGUCUCCUUUUUUCUUGUUCACAGUACCUGAAAGUGGUUGCUUAGGAAGUAGGAUUUAUUGUUGCAUGCCUGUAGUAAAGAACUAGAUAGACCACUUUAAGUGCUGCUUUUGGUUUUUUUAUAUGCAGUGGUGCCAGGAGGAAUAGUUUCACUGUGAAACAGUGACAAUCAGUCAGUUGCAUCAGGGAAUUGCUUCUCUGAUUAUUGGGCCAAUUCUGCUCUUAGGGCCAAUUCACACAAUAUAGUUUUUGUUUGUUGCAGCCACAUGAGUGAUAUACAAGUUGUUUGCACCAUCUGUCCUGGUAUAACAGUAUGAUUGUGCUGAGUCAGAGAGGGUUAGCAACUGUAUUCAGUGCUGGACAGAUAACUGGAUGGAGGCCAUAUAUCCAUGAUUGUCACUUCAUUGCAGAAAAAAGUGUUUUUUUCAAAUCACAAAAUCAAGCCAGCAUAUGAGUUCCUAGAGCCUUCAUUACAUGUAAAAAUCAGUGAACAUGGAGCUGAAAUGCUGGUCGCAAGUGCAGAUCCAAAUUCAGGGUAUGCAACACAACAGGGCAUCAUUUCUGAGGACUGCUGCAAAACAGGGUGCCACUGCCAUGCUUUGGGGUGAUUCUUGGGGCAAAACUAAAAAUAUUUGUAUUUUUCUCAGUGAUGCCAAUUUCAUUUUUCACACUAGACACCAGUUAGUCAAGAAUUUGGCCUGAGCAACUUGUUAAAAUAUGACGUCAAAUAUUUAUAUACUGCUUUUCAACAAAAGUUCCCAAAAUGAUCUACAUAGAUGUAUUUUUAAAAGAUGGAUCCCUGUCCCCAAAGGGCUUACAAUCUAAAAAGAAACAUAAGAUAGACACCAGCAACAGUGUCUUUGGGCCUAACCAAUGACUACAAGAUUUGUUGGAGUGCCAUUGGGCAGAUAACUUCAGACUUGUUCACACUACCAUUAAUUCAGAAUGGUCUUCGGAAGAUGUAUGUGCUCCCGAUUUUCAGUCAUGUUUGAGUAAAAUCAAGUAGGAACCAUCCCCCUUUUUAUGCCUUUUAUGCACUUUUAUUACUUUCUAGGCUUUUAUGCCCUCAUGCUUCUGCUGUACUCUUUUUAGUAUUAUUAUGUACCUUAAGUACUGUUACAUAUGUAACCACUUUUUAUCUAUUAUCACUUUUAACUUGCAAUCAUCCUUAUACUUUAUGAUGGUCUACAACUGUGAUAAAGACUGAUUGAUUGAGGUAGGAGCCAUGGACUGUGAUUGUCUGCUAAGCAUCAGGUGGGUAGGACAGUUUUUUCUCCUACCUCAUUCAAAGUGAGGCCAAAAUCCGGGUAAGGCAUGCUCAUCCAGCUAACCCUUAGCAGAUGAUCACGCUCCCCACCUCCUACCUUGAUUUUUACUUGUACAUGAUCGAAAAUUGGGAGCGCACAUCAGGAUGCUAAGGUUUAACCCUGAACAUCCCACAUUCAAAGCAUGUGCUCUUCCACUGAGCGAUGGCACCUGUUUUCUGCAUUCUGGAAUUAUUAAAGUCAUGGAACACAAAAAUGGAACUGGGUAUAUGACACAAUGGAAUGUUGUGGGAUGCAACUGAGCAGAGUAAGUAUUUUAUAGGAGUGCAAUGUGACUCACUGAUUUUGCCAAGAUGUCUUCCAUUCAGUGGCUGCUAUUUACUCUGGCAGUAGCUUGCUGUUUUGUAAUGAAGAUUUUUUUUAAAACAGCAUUUUAGUACAAGUGCACUAAUAUAAUAUGCUACUUGGCAUUGGUGUAGAGAUAAAUUAAUGAGGCUUUUUAAAAGGUAUAUGCAAGAGGAAAAAAACCCAUGAACACGGUGGCAUGUACUGUGUGACACGAAGCUGUAUCUCUGUCUUGGAAGCUAAUCCAAAAAGUGCCAAGCUGAGGCAGAUGGGCACCACUGUCUUAAUUAAUUUCAUGUAUUUUAAUUAAUAAUUGCUGGGUUCCCCCCCCCUUGUUCAUUAAAAAUGCCUCCGUGUUUCUUAUAUAUUCAUUUCCUUGGCCAAUUGAAGGGAGGGAAAUGUAAGUUUUUAUUUUAAGUUUGUCCCAGACAUGUUUUCCUGACUUCCUUCACUUUUUUCACAAUCUCUCCUUCUUGAGAAGCCAUUAUAUAGUUUGUGCCUAAUUUUAUAUGCCUACUAUACUAUGUAUAUCUAGCUUCCACAUACAAAACGGUUGUUAGAAUGUAGCUGUGUAGUUCAACUGUGUGUUUUCCCUGCUCUUUUCUUACAAAGUUCUUUAUACAGCCUUCUGAUAUAUUCUUCUCUUUCAGCAAGCAGGGUGAAUGAAACAACUGAACCCUGAAGUCAGUCUAUAUAGCUGUUAUUGUUAUGAUUAUUAAAUACAGUGCAUAACUUUGUAAAGACAGAUUCGUCCUCAAAACAAUGAGGCAUACAUGCUUUGAUUUUAUUCUCCCAUCCCAAAUGAGGUCAUUCCUAACUCAUAUCCUAUAAACCACCAACACAAGUUGCAAUGAUAGAGGGAUAAUGUCAACCCGGAGAGAGCAAGGAUUCCGCUUCUGGGCACACCACCCACCAACCACUCUGCAUUGUGUUACUGUGCACAGAAUACCCCAUAGCAUUGCACUGAAAUAUGCACAGUGAUAUGCAAAUAGUAAUCUUAAACUAGUGUUUACUAAAAAGUAGAUUGAAAAUAGAGCUUGUAAGAAUACAUUCAAAGAACUCCAUAGAAAGUUUACUGUAAAUGCACUAUCCAUGAGGGAGAAAAAUAUGUCUUCAAUAAUUGGCAAAACUGUAACCUUUAGUAUCCUCUUGUAUCUUGUUACAUGCAUAUAUGAGGUUUUAAAAAGUGAUCAGUGUUCAUGUAGUGUGUACUAGUGCUGUUAUAUAUCCCUAUAAAAUAUCUUAGCAACCAGUGUAGAGAUGGUGAGUUUUAGAGUAGUUUUGCCUGUUUAUUUCCCCUUCCCAGUGUUCGUAGUAGCCAAUUUAACUGUACUUUCAGGGGACUGUUUAUAUCAUCUCCUUCCUUUUGUCCAAUUGUCUUCUCAUUACAGGGUCUCAGGUAAACUUUGAGUUAAAAAUCUGUGUUUUGUAGAUGUGCUGUUUUCAUCCUGUCGGGGAAAAAAGUUUUAGAAAUGGAAACUAAAAUGACUAAACCUAAAUACGUUUUUAAAUAUUAUAGGGUAUUUAUAUAUAUAUAUAUUGUUUGUGUGUGUGUGUAUGAAUGGGUGUGUACACAAACAUACACACACACACACACACACACACACACACACGGCACAAUCCAGUCAAAACUAAACACUUUUUAAGUUCCCACUGAUUUUAACAGAAGAAUUUUAUAACAUGCUUAAAUUUCUGCCAAUAUAAUAAAUAGGGUUUAAAUGUGCUUAACCUCAACUGGAUAGAAGUUCUUAAUCGUUUUGAUGAACUUUCUCUUUCAUAGGGAAAACAGUGUUGCCAGUCCUUUGCUGCUGCAAGAAACCUGUCAGUUUUCAGGCAGCCAAUAUGAAGCACAAUCAGGUAAAUUGCCAUCAAAUUGAAUAGAAUUUUUUAAAAUGCUCUAUCAACGCCUCUUCUUCAAAUUGGAUGAGCUCAGUUGGUUAGGAACUUCUCCACAAAUGCUCCAAUGAAAUGAAUGGGACUUGUGCGUGAAGCUCCUUUCAUUCCAUAGGGACUGGCCAGGUGAUGUUCCAGUAUGUUGUGUGAGCCCUUAGGGGUCACACAUUGGCCUGAUGUAACUUGAAGAGCUAAGACACUGGACCCUUAGAGAUCUUACCAGUGCUGGGGGCUUAACAUGCAGUGCUGGGGGCACAUUUGCCAGAUGAUUCAGUGGAGGGAACUGCUAACCCCACAUUUGCUCUUAAAUUUAUUCCUCUGCCUGAACUAUUUUGAAGAUCCACAUCCUUGUUUUUGUUUUUUUGUUUAUUUUUUACAUUUUAUAUCCCGCUCUUCCUCCAAGAAGCCCAGAGCAGUGUACUACAUACUUCAGUUUCUCUUCACAACAACUCUGUGAAGUAGGUUAGGCUGAGAGAGAAGUGACUGGCCCAGAAUCACCCCGCUAGUAACAUGGUUGAAUGGGGAUUUGAACUCGGAUCGCCCCGGUCCUAGUCCAGCACUCUAACCACUACACCAUGCUGGCUCUUGGCAUGAUUAAAUUUUCAUAAACAUGAGUUGGAAAUUAGCUUUUGCAAACAUCCAUGGCUGGGGAAUAAAAAUCUGUUUCACACUGAAAUGAAUGAUCAGAAUAUUUUCUAAAUGGAAUCAUAGAGAAAAUGGAUCCAAGUCCAUGAAUCCUAUCUAGUAAUAUUAUGUGACACCAGAGUGAUCUUCUUUUGGGCAAUAUAUUUUAACCUUUCUAUCUUAAACAUAAUUUCAUGUUUUGUAACUCAUUCCAAAUUUAGCCACUGAGUGUUGGUGCACAACAAAAUAUUUUAUAGUACUUAAAUUAUUUCUUUUUUAUCAUUUAAAAAACUUACUAGUCAUGUUGUCAGUUAAAGUAGCACUCAAAGUGGCAUACAAAGGAAAAUAAAACAUUGUCAAACUAAAACAUAAAAGCCCAUCACCAUCUGUCCCCAUGCUAUGCUAGAGGAAGGCUGCAGAUUCCUGGAGUAGAUUCGCUGUUCAAAGAGGACUGCCCCUACUCUGAUGAAGCGGGCCACUUCCGGCAGCAGAUUGUGGGCCAGCUGCAACAUGGAGGCCUGCCGCUCCUGGGAUAGUCUGCCUAGGAAUGAAGAUGAAAUGGCACUAUGCUGCUUUUCCUCUUCUCUUUCAGAAAAAAAGAAGUGGGUGGGGGACAGUAAGAGGCUGAAAUUAGAACUGGGAUUGCAAUUUGAAUAGAAAACAAGGAAGAGAAUAGGAGCCGCUUUAGGUAGCAAAAUGUCAUGGGUCGUUAUAAUAACCUCGUUACAGAUUAAUUAAACUGUUGUGAUAACCAAAAGAUACAAAUAAGAUGAAUAUUUAUAUACCACUUUCCAACAAAGGUUCCCAAAACAGUUUACAUAGAAAUAAAUAGAUAGAUAGAUUUACAGUUUUAAUGCUUUUAACUUGUUUUAAGUUUUAAAUUGGUUUAAUGUUUAAAUUUUGUUUUGAUUGUGUUUUGAUUGUGAACCGCCCAGGGACAUAAGUUUUGGUUAGUAUAGAAAUUUGUUAAAUUGAUUAAUUAAUUAAAUGUUUGAAACAUGGAUGAAAGUUAGGGAUUAUUCAUGCUAGCAUCUGGGCACUUGCUGGUCACAUGAAACAUCUUUGUGAGCUGGUUCCUGCCAGUCACAUGCAGCCACAACCAUAUGCAAGAUUCAGCUUUUGGCACACAUUGGCAAUCAUUCUAAUAUACAUAUGGCAAAUAUUUAUAUACUGCUUUUCAACAAAAGUUCCCAAAGCGGUUUACAUAGAUAUAAGUAAAUAAAUAAAAUGACUCCCUGUACCUAAAGGGCUUAUAGAUUAAAGAGGAAAGAUAAGACACACACCAGCAAGAGCCACUGGAGCGAUGCUGUGCUGUGGAUGGAUAGGCCCAGUUGUUCUCCCCCUGCUAAAUAAAGAGAAUCACCAUUUUAAAAAUGUGCCUCUUUCCUCUGUUCACAAGGGACCAGUGUUCCCUGUAAGAGGGAAUCCCAGAUGUUGUUGACUACAGCUUCCAGAAUCCCUAGCUGUAAUGGGCAUUGGCUGAAGAUAAUGGGAGUUGUAGUCAAGAGCAUUUUGGAUUUUCUGUUAGAGGGAACACUGCAAGGGACAUUCCGGUAGCAGUGGACAUUCAUUCAGGAGAUCGUUCAAAAACAAAAACAAAAAUAAAGUAGGACCAUGCCUAAGGCUGAAUCCUACAUGUGGCCAAAGGCUGUAGGCAACAAGCUCAUUAAAAGCAGGGAAUCAAAAUGCACAAAUGUUUCAGAUAAUUUUUAAGUGUGCCCAUGGCUCUGAUGGCCAUAUAAAAUGGUCCUUAAUGCCAUGGAAAUCUAUAAAGCUGUUCUGGAGUAUGUGUUCUGAGAACUGCAAUACAUGUAAGAUGGAGAAAAUAUAUUAAUAGCAUACAAACAUCACAGGCUGGUAUGUAUUAGUUGGAGAAGAAUAGCUAUUUUAAACUGCCAUUUUCCAAAUUUUAAAACAGUAAUUUUCUAUUACUGAUGGCAAAACUUAAUCUGAUGGCAAAACUGCUCUUGGCAUGUAAGCUUAAGUUGAGGGCACUCAGUAUGGACAGUAUCUUAGUUUCUACAUUGCCUAGAUUGCAUAAUCUAGAAAUUUGUCAAAAACAAACAAACAAACAAAAAGGAAUCCAGUCUUUGCUGAUCUGGCCAUUUCAAUGAAAGCAAAAGCAUGUGUUCAUUUAGCAGGGUUUAAACGAAGCAUUAUAUUUGACUUAGUAUGAUAUAACCAAACAAAUUUGGUUAUAUAAUAAUCAAGUAUAUGUCAUAGCUAUUUGGAUUGUCUACUAGUGAUUGCACAUAUUUUAUGAGCACUUCCUGAUCAUCAAAGUAUUUUAGUAACUGUAAUUUUAAAAAUAUAAAACAAUGAAAAAGCCAUAUUUACAGAAAGGUGACAUAUCUAUUUCUAUAAACACUGACCUUGCAAAAGUAAGUAAAAAUCUAAUAGUGGAUUGUCUCUGUAGCACAUUUUGUCUAACAAAUGAGGUGAACUUUUGAAUAAGCCAGAUGCACUAUUGUAUACAUUAAAAUGAUAUUUGAUUAAGAAAUAGACACCUUCAAAUAAUGUGAGGGUCAUCUGCAUAGUACUUGUGUUUCUGUUCAACACAGCAGUGCUUUGUUUCCAAAAGGAGGGUUUAACAAAAUGACAUGUAAUUUUUAAAAAAAAAGGUUUAGUAUGUGUUUAGACUAAUGUUUCAUUUGGGUCAAGUAACUGUUUCUAUCAGGUUCUGCUCUAUUGAUUGGAUAGAUGUGCCUCUGCACUGGAAAAAAAUAAUCCUCUUUAUUAUGGUUUAUUAUCCCCAUAAAAUGUCAUUUAGCAUUAACAAGUCUCCCCUCCACUCCUCCAUACCUUUUUGUAUACGUGUGCAAUUAUGUGGUUUAUGAGCUUAUAGUGGUCUCUUACUAUAAUUAUUGCUUAUUUCAUGCAGAUGUUGGUUUUUUCCUUUCCUAUUAAAUGGCACCUUUUAGCAGGAUUUCUAUCUCAAAUGAAGAAAGGCACGAGUGGAAUGUCAAUCCUUUCAGUUGCAAGCUUGGCAGGUGUUCCUCUGCUACAGGGAGAGGUUAAUCCAGCAGAUGCUGCUGCUGUACAACCCACAUCUCUUUAAAACCUGGCUUGAAUGGGAACUCUCCCAGCCACACAAAUGCUAUUGAACUGAACAGAGGAUGAGCAGUAGUGGUGUUUGCUGGAUGGCUCCCAGGAAGUGUUUCAGCCAGAAGUCCUACACAGUGCCACUAGCCACAAUGUGUUUAUGCGACUCUCUUUUCCUAGCCUGUAGCUAAAUUUCCUGCACUUAAUAAGCAGUGCAUACUGACAUGGCUGGAAUUUAGCAUUCCAUGGGACUCAUACUGUAGACUUAAGAGGGAAGGGAGAAAAAUGUAUUUAUGGUUUCUGCCUCCAUGUCACUCUCAGGCAGCCAUGAACCAAAGAAAGAGAGAGAGAGAGAGAGAGUGUGUGUUUGCUUUUGAUGAACUGAAUUUAAAAUGUGAGGGCUGGGGCUGGACCUUUUUGCUUGGAAUAGUAUGAUUUUGCCCACCAUGUUUUAAAUACAUCUUCAGGUAACCAUUUGCCUUAUAGGUGUAUUUCAUUGUUAGGAAUAAAAUUAGUGUUUGACUAGAAUAUAUUAUUGUCAGUCACCUAGAGUAUAUAGUGUACUUUGUGUCUUUUAGGCACUUUAUUGUGGACCUAUCUUGGAAUAGGUUAAUUCUUAAUUACUUGCGUAAUGUCAUAAAUACUUACAGGCAUUCUAUAGGGGUACUGCUGCCUAUGGAUAAAGAUAUGUACCCUAAUCAGGACGUUAUAUUUUCUCCAUGUAUAAGCUAAUGGGAAAAAAUACAUUAUGUUUCAAAGGAUGCAUAUCAUAAAUAUAUAUAAAUAUAUAUAUCUUAUAUAGCACCUAUGAUGAUAUACUAUACAUUAUUCAUGUAAGAAAUCAUUAUUCUUGAGGCCCUACCUCAGAUUUUGUAUUUAUGUGUACAAAUGCAAUUUACUGUAUUCUAUAUUUGCCUAUUAUAUACUGAUGUUAUAAAUUAGAAUCUAUCCUCUAAUGUAUGAGUUCAGGAAAAAGAAGAAACAUAAAUAAAUGUCCAGUGUUUAAAAGA